Messenger RNA from Lingula anatina, 618 nucleotides. Its product is annotated as kinesin light chain-like. Lineage: Eukaryota; Metazoa; Brachiopoda; Lingulata; Lingulida; Lingulidae. The record is from RefSeq and is a predicted model, not a curated record.
AUGAUAUAUGCUGGACAUAUAGAUGGGGCCAUAGAUGCUCUUAGAAGAGCAUUGUCUGUGAGCGAAAAGACACUGGGAGAAUACCACGAACAGACAGCAAUCACAAUACAAACAUUAGCUCGUGCCAUAUCUGCACAGCGAAACCACGCAGAGGCCCUUAGUACAUAUCAGAGAGCUCUUCGUAUAAGGGAGCAAGUGCUGGGUGAAAGUCAAAGUACAGCCAUUACGUAUACACUGCAUUGCAUGGGUCAGGAAAUGAUAGCGCUGGUCAAUGCAGAUGGUGCUGUGGACGUUCUCAGGAGAGCUCUGGCUAUGAAGGAGAAAAUACUGGGAGAAUAUCACGAACAGACAGCAGCCACAAUACAUGAAAUAACUCGUGCCAUAUCUACACAGGGAGAUCAUCCAGCUGCCCUCGGUACAUACCAGAGUGCUCUUCGUAUACAGGAGCAAGUGCUGGGUGAAUGUGUCAGUACAGCCAAUACAAUUCACUGCAUAGGUCAAGAAUUGACAAUGAUGAAUAAAAAAGGCGAAGCCAUCAUUGCUUUCGUUAGGGCGAUAGUUAUGGGGAUGAAAACCACUGGAAUAAUACCACACUCAUGCAGCAGUGACAAAACAUGA